Molecule: messenger RNA, 2588 nt
Organism: Saccostrea cuccullata (small rock oyster)
Lineage: Eukaryota; Metazoa; Mollusca; Bivalvia; Ostreida; Ostreidae
Exons: 4
Source: RefSeq, a predicted model, not a curated record
AAUGGGUUUCCAAGCACACUUUCUACUCACAUCAAGAGACUAUCACAAACAAUUUUACAUCUGCAUUAAAGCCAAGAUUUGACCUGUCCUUAGAUGUGUACCAACAGAAGAGGUAUCAGCAGCCACUCUAUGAGGGUUCAACCACUAGUGUAUUGGACGCAGUGACCAAGCACCUGUAUACCUUUUCUAUGAACCAUGGGACGUCCAAGACAGCACUUUCCGACACUCUUCAGUGUGAAAAGUCAUCCUUGCCACAACCAAAUUAUCUGCCUGGGACAUACAAGGAGGCAAAGACAUUUAUUUCUCCAUUCCUUAUCCCGCUGGAAAAAUAUGAUGCAUGUGUGAAUGACUGUAUUGUUUAUCGGGAUUCUGGAGCCCUUCUUUACUCAGAUCUAAGUGACUGUCCGGUAUGUAGUGAGCCCAGAAAGAGCAGGAAAAUCUUUACAUACAUGCCACUUGGACCAAGGCUAGCAAGAUGGUAUGGAACGCCCAACCUAUGCAGACUUCUGUAUGCAGAGAAACUUCAAGUAAGAAGAGAUGGCAUUCUCGGUGACUUCACAGAUGGUGAACUUUUCAAAUCAUGGUUCGAACCUGGAGAGAUCUUUGAAAAUAAGAAUCCAGAGUCAUGUGUGCCACUCUCGUUGUUUACGGAUGGUGUGAAUCCAAACAAGAACAGUGCUUGUCAAAAGUCCAUGUGGCCCAUCAUGUUGACAUGGAUUACUUUGCCCCCAUCAAUCCGACAAUUACUUGGACCAAUGCUCCUUAUGGGAAUUAUACCAAGUGGUGUAAAUGGCAGCGAACCAAAGUCAUUGGAUCCAUACCUAUCCAUCGUGGUAGAUGAACUUUUAACUCUAACAGAGUUCCCAGUGUAUGAUUCUUACCGCUCAGCUCCAACGACAGUUAAAGUGGCACUCCUGCAGUAUUUGUGUGACAUACCAGCCUAUUCCAACGUGAUGCAUUUGACCGGCCAUGCAAGUUUGAGAUCUUGUCCGUACUGUAGAGAAACAGGACAUUAUUGUAAGCACUUGAGGAAGACGAUUCACAUUUCAAACAGACAGUUUCUUCCCUUUGGUCAUCCUCUGAGGAGUACCAGUGGAUUUGCCAUAGAUGGACAAGAAGAAAGAAGCAAACCAAGUCCAUAUACUCAGGAGGAGGAGAACAGAAUGCGAACCCAGUAUGAAUUGAAACCAAACAAAACACAGAAAGCAAACCAACAGAAGUCAACAGGGUUGAAAGGAAAUUAUAUUCUACAGCAGCUUCCUUACCAUGACAGGAGGAGACAAAUGUCACCAGAUGGGAUGCAUACCUUGGCAGACUUUAUUAGUCAUCUGAUGGAAAUGCUAGUUGGUAAGCAGAAUACAGAAAAAGUUAUGUCCUGCGAAAAGAGUUUUGGUCGCUUUGAUGAAGUAUGGAAAAGUGCUGCCGGGGAGCAAGCAAGUAUUGAUCGCCCAAAAAAGAAGAAGAAAAGAAAUGUUGAAAGUGAACAGACAUUAGUUGAUUCAACACCAUGGUCACUCUCGAAGGAGCAGAUUAAAACUGCAGACGAAAGAGCUUCCUCCAUAGUGUACAGCCACUCACAUGAAAUUACCCCUGGGCCACAUUUUACCAAGCUAUGGACCUUAAGGACAAUGAAUGUUAAUUUGCAGUUUGUCACUUCUGGGGCUUUUGAAUGGUGCAUCAAAGAUCUUCUUCCUAUUACUCAAGAAAGAACUCUGGAACACAUCUGCGGUGUUAUAAGAAGAAUUGUGUCGCCCAAGUUGACCGUUCUGGACAUUGCCCAGCUCCAGGCAGACACACAUGAAGCGCUAUCACUUCUAGAGAGAGAUUUUCCUUUGGCAAUUCAGAACCUUACUACUCAUCUCAUUCACCACAUUGUGGAUGAUUUGGCAAACUACUGACCCAUGUAUGGUCGAUGGUUGUUUCCUUAUGAAAGGGCUAAUGGAUGGGUGACAAGACAGUGUCUAAGGAAGGGAAUGGAGGAAUCCACAGUCAUGGAAACAUAUGUGAUCUACGACUGGUGUGUAUAUAUGAUACUGAGUGGAAGGUUCAACCCUGGCGACCUGUCCAUCAAUGAAAAGACCCUUGUAAAAACUAGUCAGCAGAUCAUGGAACAGAUGAGAGAUGGAUUCAGUGUUUCUUCUCAAGAAAACCACACAAAGAAGAAUACCACAUCCCAAAUUACACCAGAAAUGAGACAGUUCAUGAUGAACUUUUAUCUUCUAAACCUCAAGUUGAGCACAGUGCAGUUUUCAUCCGAAGUGACGGAGAACUAUUCAACACUGGACAUUACAGAUGAUUGUGGCCGACAGAUCCGCUAUAUUGGAACCAGAUUCAAGGGACGCAGAGAACCGUCAAUCGUCAAACUUCCUGGAAGUGGUGGACUUCUUUUUGAACGAAUAUGUUUUUUUCUUGAACAUGUAUUGUGUGGAGCAGUCCAAAACUGGGUUAUCGUAGAUGUGUAUCCAAUUGCUGAAAAAGUUGGAAAGUAUUUCCUCUUCCAGGAAAAUGUACUAGGACAGCAGCUUUUCCAUGUAAGUGUCAUCAGCAGACCUCUUGUUCAUGUGAAAGACAGUGCGCAGUACAGUUAA